AUAAGGGAGAGCUACUUCCAGAGAAGUUAGAGUGAUUUAAUCCGUUGCUUAAGGAACAUUGCGUCUCGCUGAUAUUUACCUAAGUUUUGUACUAACCAGAGUGCACAAUGAGCUUUUUGAAUCCUCUUUUUGGCCUGAUUCUCACUUUGUUUCAGAUUGGGAGGAAUCCUGCUAGUGCUGGGAUGUGCUGGCUGCAGCAGAGUCAAGACCAAAGGUGCAACAUGGUGCUGAUGAGAGGGGUGACCAGAGAGGAGUGCUGUGCCGGGGGACGCCUGGACACAGCGUGGUCCAACACUAGUCUGCCCAUGAAUGAGGUCAGCCUGCUGGGUUUCCUGGGAAUCGUCUCCUGUAAACCCUGCAAAGAGACUUGUGAGGGAGUCAAAUGCAGUCCCGGGAAGGUUUGCAAGAUGAAGACUGGAAGGCCUCAGUGUGCGUGCUCUCCAGACUGCUCUCACAUUUCCCGAAAGCAUCCUGUGUGCGGCAGCGAUGGAAAAACAUACAAGGAUGAGUGUGUUAUGUUGAUGACCCGCUGCAUGGGACACCCUGACCUGGAGGUCAUGUACCAGGGAGAGUGCAAAAAGUCAUGCUCCAAUGUGGUGUGUCCAGGAACUCACACCUGUGUGACUGACCAGACCAACAGUGCUCACUGCGUCAUGUGCCGCACUACACCUUGUCCAAUACCCAUGCUGUCUGAGCAGCCUAUCUGUGGCAAUGACAACAUGACUUAUCUUAGUGCCUGCCACCUCCGCCGGGCCACCUGCUUCCUCGGCCACUCCAUAGGAGUUCGAUACUAUGGACACUGCAACAAUCCCCCAAAGAAAUCUCAUGAUUUCCAAGGCAGCGAGGAAAACGCAGUCUAGAUGGAUGAAUCCUGCGUCAGUCGACAAACACACCACUAGCUUCCCAUAACGACCUCUUUUGUGACAAUCACUUCCCCUCCUCUUUGUACACAGAAUGACGAUACAUUUGAUAUGGAAAACCUCUGUUUGGAUGACGCACAUUGGUGUAACUGCCUGAAAAAAAGCUACCAAAACUUUUCGGGAAUUUGUGUUAAUCAUGCGUUAGUUUAGGGAAGUAGACACAGAUGAACACUAAUCUCAUGUUCAUCUGCCUCUGCUUCCCUCAUGAGCUCUUUGGGAGAUGUGUGCAUAUUGUAAAUAGAAUACCACUGCUAUUUAUUGGAGAAGGUAUCAAACUCUAUUUAUGUUUUUAUCCUAGUAACAAAUCCAUAUAUCCUGGGAAAGCUGAUGCAAAAACAAAUGUAUUUAUUGUGUUUUGUUUAUUGUGUAUGUACAAUAGCGGUCACUGGCAUUGGCAUUUUAUGACUUUUUACGUUUUUUAUGGUCUCCAUUUCCCACAAACCCUAUAAGUUGAUGGAAAGUAAUCCUAAUUUGUUUGGAAAGUUGAUACGACUUCAUAGCCUGCCAAUGUGGUUUUAAUUCAUCACAAACAACAACAGGACGACUGCAGUUGUACUGUAUGUAUUUUAGCUAAAGAGAUUCAGCCUAAACAAACCUGUAUAGUCUCUCUCUCUCCCUCUCUCCCCCCCCCCUCUCUCCCCCCACACAUGUUUACUCUGGAUCCCGAUCCAAACUCUUGGCCACCCGCUGAUCACUAAAAUUAACAGUUUGGUUGUGUUUGUAGGAGUCUCAGAAGACUGUUGGUACAACCCCAAGCCCUGUACAAUACCUCCUCUGUUGAAUGCUUGGCUUUGUUUUGUAAAUGCAUUUUGUAGGUCAUGCUAGUUCAUUCCAAUGCUGUUGUGCUGCUUUUAUUUGAUUGGAUUUUUUUCAAAGAACUUGCUGGACAGACAAAUGUAUUUAGCAUCGUCUGAUUGAAAGGAAAAUUAAAUUUGUCUAGGAAUGAACUGCAAUUUAGGCCAAUGGAACAUACCUGAUUAUACUGCGAUCAGAGCAGAGUCAAUCUGUUUAUUGCUGGCGCUUGUAAACCUGAUAUAUAUCUGUACAAAUGGCCACCUCCAAAUGGCCAAGUGAUUCAACAGGCCCAAAGCAGAUGUCUUUAUACUAUAAAUAAUCCUUAAAAUGUAUUAUGGAAGAUUUCAAUGAACCACACAAACUCCUGUAAAUAACAUUCAUAAUAACAUCAUGUGUACCUACUUGUGUACCUACUGUGAAAUGUGAAUGAUAAAUGCAUCAACAUAUUUUUGUAUUUUUGUACUGCCAUUUCAAAAACAACAUAAAGUUUAAUA
Messenger RNA from Scomber japonicus (chub mackerel), 2209 nucleotides. It is a transcript of the gene fstl3, whose product is annotated as follistatin-like 3 (secreted glycoprotein). NCBI's taxonomy places the organism in Eukaryota, Metazoa, Chordata, Actinopteri, Scombriformes, Scombridae. The coding region runs from base 108 to 860 and encodes 250 amino acids. The transcript is spliced from 5 exons. Gene Ontology annotation, molecular function: protein binding; activin binding. The record is from RefSeq and is a predicted model, not a curated record. Gene Ontology annotation, biological process: regulation of BMP signaling pathway; multicellular organism development; cell differentiation.